Octopus bimaculoides (California two-spot octopus) is the source of this 2510-nucleotide messenger RNA. RefSeq lists its product as uncharacterized. Gene Ontology annotation, biological process: regulation of gene expression. NCBI's taxonomy places the organism in Eukaryota, Metazoa, Mollusca, Cephalopoda, Octopoda, Octopodidae. The record is from RefSeq and is a predicted model, not a curated record. Gene Ontology annotation, cellular component: nucleus.
UAUUUCCCUUCCCAAGUUUCUUGCUUUUCAGCAAACCCCAAUCAAUAGAAAACGUGCGCAUUAUCUGAGCUAUGUCCCGUUUUCCAGGCUGUCAGACAGAUCUAAUAUGUUUUAGAAAAGAGAAUUGGGAAAUCUGACAGAGACAUUGCUUGUGACAAUAUCGAAAUAUCUCAUUUCAAAAUCUCCCAUAUAUGGUUUUCUAACACCAUUUUAUAUCAGGUACUUGAGAUGACUUUGGCCUUGUAUACUAUUGAUUUUAUAUUGCUUGCCUGAAAGUGCAAUCUGGAACAGUUCUUUUGAUACUGCUUCACAACAUGGACACAUCUUGGUUGCCAAGUUCAAAGAAGUUAAAUUUUCUUUCAUAUUUAUCUUCUUUCAUUACAUUUUCUACAAUAUGGAAAUGGGAUUUGGCAAAAACUAAACUUUCUUCUUCAUCAUGAUUUGCAGAAAAAGUCAAGAGCCUCAGGCAUAAAUGUAUUAGUGAUGUUGAUAAAAAUUGUUUGAUGGCAUUUUAAAUGAAAUUACUUACCAAAUAUUGAUUUCAAGAAUACUAUGAUUUUCUGCAAGAAAAUUUUGUGGAGGUUUUCCAACUAAUCCUGAUAAUGUAUACUAUACCAUCUAUGUAUUCAGUUGGUAAACAAUAUAUUUUUGAUAUUACUGGGAAAGCUUUCACACAAGAAGAUUUGGUGAGAUCUGAGGAUUAUUUUGACAACUCUAGUGAAAAACAGUUCAGCUAUACAAGCCAGCCAACAUUUCCUACACAACCCAAUAUGAAUUCUCUUGAACAGCCCACUUCAACAAGUUCAACAAGUGAAAACUAUGUAUCUUAUCGAAAACCUUUUCCUCAACAAACUGUUUCUUCUCAAGGUGCUGGUGAAACAUCAAGAAAUUCAGAAGCUACAGAAGGUGAAACUGAAAACACAAACUAUUCUGGUGAUUGUUGCAGUGAUCAACAACGAGCUCGUAACUGCUCAACCAGUUGCUAUAGCACUCCAAAAGCCCACAAGUGCGCUCACUGUUCAAAGACUUUUGCUCGAAGAACUUAUUUAAAAAGUCAUGAGCGAGUCCAUUCUGGUGAGAAACCUUUCAAUUGUAUGUAUUGUCGUAAAGCCUUUUCGCAGCGAACAAAUGUUCGUAGUCAUGAGCGAACACACACAGGUGAAAAACCUUAUAUGUGUUUAAUUUGUCGUCGAUCUUUUUGUCAGCAGAAUGAGCUACGGUCACACGAGCGUGUACAUACAGGUGUUAGACCAUAUCAAUGUCAUUUUUGUCCUAAAGCUUUCACUCAGCUCACUAAUCUGCGGAAUCAUAUUAGAAUACACACAGGAGAAAAACCAUUCGUAUGUAUUGUGUGUGCUCGCUCAUUUACUCAACAUAAUGAACUUAGAAGUCAUGAACGAGUUCAUACUGGAGAAAAACCAUUUAGUUGUUCCAUGUGUUCUAAAGCUUUUUCACAAAGAACUAAUUUACGAAAUCAUGAAAGAGUUCACUCUGGAGAAAAACCUUUCCAGUGUAUUUACUGUUCAAAAUCCUUCUCCCAGAGAGGUACAUUAAAAAAUCAUGAACAUACUCAUACAACAGAUAAAAAUCAAGUAAAAACAUCUCAGAAAUCUGCAUCAUUGUCUUCAUCUAAUUCAUUAAGCCAUCAUUCCAAAACUCAUGAACAAAAAUCUAGGCAGCUGGGACAACAAGAACUUAUUCAGGCUGCUUCCUCAGCUGAACAAUGCCAGAAAGAACCAUCAACUUCAGCAUUCCAUCAUAAACCACAAUCAUCAUCUGUCAUUUCAAAAUGGGUUAAUUCAACAUCAUUACAUUCAAAAUCUCAAAGCAAUUCAUCUAUUUCUCGUAUAUCUCAUGCAAACACACAUGGACGUGUUUCUCUUGGAGAUGACAGCCGCAAAGAAAUACAAUCAUCCUCAUCUAUUAGAUUUCAGCAGGUACCAACUAUUCCUCCAGUAAUAAUGGCACCUUCCUUUUUGCACCAGAUGACCCAGGGCUGGGAAAAUACCUACAAUUGGCCCCGUGGAUUUCCUAUGGCUGCUGCUUGGAAUACAUCAGGGAAAAAUAUUUCAUCUGUAUAUUCUCAUGAAGGAAAGUUGAAAAAACAAAAGUCCUCUUCUGGAGAUAUAAAUAAAGGCAAGAAUAUGAACUCUUAUGAUGUGAGGAAAGAAAUUCAAUCAAGCUCCAAGUAGUUACGAGGCUGCAUUUAUAUAUUUUGUAAGCUGUUAAUCCUUAUCUCAUAAAUAUAUUAAUAGUAGAGAAGGCUGUAUCUUUAUUAAUCUUAGACACUUGGACACUGAUAUUGAUAUCUCUUUGUUUUAGAAGUGAAGAACUUAGAACUUUUGAAAAUAUUUCUGUGAUGCUUUUUUUGCUAAAUGAAUACAUGCUUAUUUUAUUUCAGUUGUAUUGUUAUGUAAGCAAAGUGUUGGUUCUAAUUAAUUCUGAUUUAUUGAUUUUAGUCUGAAGAAAAUGCCUUUUACUUGAAUAAAAAAAAUGGACUAACUUUGGUA